Messenger RNA from Nematolebias whitei (Rio pearlfish), 1825 nucleotides. It is a transcript of the gene csgalnact1a, whose product is annotated as chondroitin sulfate N-acetylgalactosaminyltransferase 1a. NCBI's taxonomy places the organism in Eukaryota, Metazoa, Chordata, Actinopteri, Cyprinodontiformes, Rivulidae. The coding region runs from base 35 to 1825 and encodes 596 amino acids. The record is from RefSeq and is a predicted model, not a curated record. Gene Ontology annotation, cellular component: Golgi cisterna membrane. The transcript has 7 exons. Gene Ontology annotation, molecular function: glucuronosyl-N-acetylgalactosaminyl-proteoglycan 4-beta-N-acetylgalactosaminyltransferase activity.
CUGUUGUGACUGAGGCUGCACAGUGUGAGGUUACAUGAUAUUUCUGCAGUUGUUGAUGCUACCUGCAGUAAUGUUGAGGCGUGGACUACUAACGUGGGUGUCCCGCAUCGGGGGGGUGCUGGUGCUGCUCUGCUGCUCUCUGUCACUCCUCUAUCUGAUGACCUGCAGUCCUCCACACUCCAACAGCCCUCCGUUGAGUCAUGUGUUACCUCACGCAGAGUCCGACCGCCCUAACCUCGGAGGUACGGGCCCGGUUAUUGGAGCCGGGCCCGGAGGGACAGGAGGAGCAGGGGCCCAGAGCCGGGGCCCACCAGCCGUCCACACUUACCAAAUGCUUCUCCAGGAGCGCGAAGAGCAGCACCGCCUCUACAUCUCCUCCUUGAAGAAGCAGAUCGCUCAGCUGAAGGAGGACCUGCAGGAGCGCAGCCAGCAGCUGAAAAGAGUGCAGGAGAGUCUGAAAACAGUAGUGAUGGGGCCGGAAGAUGUGCAAGAAGGGGGUGCUGGGUCACAAGGAGGUGGGGUUAGAGACGUCCAGGGAGUAAAGAGCCAGCAGUUUGACCUCCAGGAGUUUCUGAGAGGUCAACUAUCAAAGGCUGAGGUGACAGCUGGCACCAGGUUACCCAGCGAGUACGCCGUGGUGCCUUUUGAGAGCUUCACCCUGCAAAAGGUGUACCAGCUGGAAAUGGGGCUCACUCGUCAUCCCGAGGAGAAACCUGUCAGGAAGGACAAAAGAGAUGAGCUGGGAGAGGUUCUGGAGGUGGCUCUGCACAGCCUCAACACAGUCGCAUCUCCGCAGGGCAAGAACGCAGCAGACAAAACUCAAACCAGCAAAGUCUACACUCCGUCUGACUUCAUAGAAGGUAUCACUCGUACAGAGAAGGACAAAGGAACGCUGUACGAGCUGACCUUCAGAGGGGAGUCCACUCAUGAGUUCAGGCGCCUGGUCCUCUUCCGGCCCUUUGGACCCCUGAUGAAGGUGAAAAGCGAGAGGAUGGACACGGCCGACGUCCUGAUUAACAUCAUCGUCCCACUUUCUGGACGAACGGAUAAAUUCAAACAGUUCAUGCACAACUUCAAGGAAGUCUGCCUACGUCAGGAUGGCCGGGUGCAUCUGACAGUGGUGUAUUUUGGGAAGGAGCAGAUAAGCGAAGUCCGCAGCACUCUGGAAAACACAUCCAGGGAAGCGGGUUUUAAGAACUACACUCUGCUGCAGCUGGACGAGGAGUUUUCUCGGGGACGGGGUCUGGACGUAGGGGCCCGGGCCUGGAAGACGAGCAACGUGUUGCUUUUCUUCUGCGACGUGGACAUCUACUUCACCGCUGACUUCCUGAACACCUGCAGGCUGAACACACAGCCUGGUAAGAAGGUCUUCUACCCCGUCUUGUUCAGCCAGUACAACCCCACGCUGAUCUAUGGAAGUCCUGAGCACAUCCCGCCUGUGGAGCAGCAACUGGUGAUCAAGAAAGACACGGGCUUCUGGAGGGAUUUUGGUUUCGGCAUGACUUGCCAGUACAGAUCCGACUUCAUCAACAUCGGAGGUUUUGACAUCGACAUCAAAGGCUGGGGAGGUGAAGACGUCCAUCUCUACAGGAAGUACCUCCACAGCAACCUGCUGGUGGUCCGAGCCCCGUCGCGCGGCUUGUUCCACCUGUGGCACGAGAAGCACUGCGCCGACGAGCUGCCCCCGGACCAGUACCGCAUGUGCAUGCAGUCCAAGGCCAUGAAUGAGGCCUCGCACGGCCAGCUGGGGAUGCUCUUCUUCAGGCACGAGAUCGAGGCUCACCUCCGCAGGCAGAAAGAAAAGCAGAACCUCAAGAAAACAUGA